This is a messenger RNA of Bipolaris victoriae FI3, 819 nucleotides long. RefSeq lists its product as hypothetical. NCBI's taxonomy places the organism in Eukaryota, Fungi, Ascomycota, Dothideomycetes, Pleosporales, Pleosporaceae. Gene Ontology annotation, biological process: metal ion transport; transmembrane transport. Gene Ontology annotation, cellular component: membrane. Gene Ontology annotation, molecular function: cobalt ion binding; cobalt ion transmembrane transporter activity; magnesium ion binding. The transcript has 4 exons. The record is from RefSeq and is a predicted model, not a curated record. The coding region runs from base 1 to 819 and encodes 272 amino acids.
AUGCAAGAAUCAGAAGAUGGAAAGGACUACAAGUGGUACGAGAUGAGCUUUUUCAUGCGGUGGGAAAGCGCACACACCAGGAGGGUCUUAUGCAUUGGCGCAUCACCACAAAUGAGUGCUACGCUUGAGGCCAUGGUCAAGGAAUCUCCACCGCCGACUUUCGAGUCGCAAGACCCCCUUGCGAUGCUUAAACCCCUGUUCGAUGAGGUUAUCAAGUUGUGUGACGAAAACAUAUGGGCGGUAACAAGGAAGGUUCGGGAUAUUGAACUUAACAGAAAAAGAAGAUGCGAGUUCGAUACACUGCGCAACCUAGCACGGCAUACAGGACACGUCAUAGAAGUCGAACAGGUAGCCAUCGAGACGAUGGAGCAGCUGCUCAAUCUGCAGGAGAGCAACUUCAAGCAUCUCAACAAACUCACAAAGACAUACACGGUACAAGCGAGCGAAUACCUGGCGUUCCAGUUGCAGGCAAUGAAGAGCCUGAGAUGGCGCGCGCAGUCCACGCAUGACCGACUGGAAGAGGAGAUAAAUCUGGCCUACAACAUGCUUGCAAGUUCAGAUAAUGCAGUCAUGAAAUCGAUUACCCUUCUCACGAUGAUAUUCCUACCAGCGACUUUCAUAUCCGCGCUUUUCAGCACAACAUUCUUCUCAUUCGAAGAGAACGGAUGGCAGUUUUCCCCCAAGUUCUGGAUCUACUGGGUCGUUGUUAUUCCUUUGACCAUCACUGUAGUGUUGGGCUGGUGGAGGUGGAUUGGUGGAUCAUAUGAGGGUCUCCGGGGGCGGUUCCUGCACACCAAGGAUCCUAAAAGUCCUCUUUAG